Syngnathus typhle (broad-nosed pipefish) is the source of this 4160-nucleotide messenger RNA. RefSeq names its product coiled-coil domain containing 39 (gene ccdc39). The record is from RefSeq and is a predicted model, not a curated record. The transcript is spliced from 19 exons. Gene Ontology annotation, biological process: inner dynein arm assembly; cilium movement; cilium-dependent cell motility. NCBI's taxonomy places the organism in Eukaryota, Metazoa, Chordata, Actinopteri, Syngnathiformes, Syngnathidae. Bases 105 to 2969 code for a protein of 954 amino acids. Gene Ontology annotation, cellular component: axoneme.
ACACCAGUCCUCCCAGUUUACAGCAAGCGGCUACUGGUAGCAACAGCAAGAAAAAUACCAAUUUUUAGAUCACAAACUUGAGGUGACUCUGAAUUGUUUGUAUAAUGUUGAGUGUUGCCAUGGCAGUUUUACCAGAGGUGGGCUGGGAGGAGUGUUAUGCUGUUCCGGGGGCCAAUGCUGAAAACAAGGCUUUAAUUGAAGAGAUUAUCAAGAAGAGGAAGGAACUUGUGCGACUGAGAAGCAAGCGAGAGAAUCAUAAAGAUCAAAAACAAUUGGCAACAGAAUUCCUGAGACAUGUUAAAGCAGAGCUGCAAAAUAUGGAGGCCCUGUGCCAGGCGAAAGACAGAGAAGCAGAUUUGGAGACGCACCUCACUGCCAUUGCACAGAGGGAAAUUGGCCAUCUGGCGCAAGAGAACGCUCAGAUGGAAAAUGACCUUCGAUUUUUGAACGAGAGGAAAAACACGCUUGAGAGUCACAUAUUCAAGGCGAAACAGAGGCUCGAGCAGUUUCGCACCCGAAUGAACUGGGACCAUCAGGCCCUGGAUUCUUUUUUGGAGGAGUCAGCACAAAAAGAAGACGACGUGAUGGCCAUCAUGAAGUAUUCACAGCAGGAUGAACAGAAGAUCAAGUCACUUACUUUGGCCAUUGAGAGGACAAGGCAGGAGGCAAAUAAAAAGCGCAAAGCACUCGACACGGAAAUGACGGAAAAUUUAUCUGCACAGGUUGCUUUAGACAAGACCAGCGAACAUCUGCAGCAUGCUCACCAGGAAACUGAGCAGAUCAUCCACCAGUGGGAAAACACUGUUCAACAGAUGAAGCAAAGAGAUGCUGAGAUGCAUCAGUCUGCUCUGAAACUUGCAGAGAUCAACCAGAACAUCAGGGAAAGGAAUAGCUCCUGGACGGAAAUGAAGGACUUGCACGACUCGCAGGUGAGCGACAACAAGGAAAAAGAAAGGAAAUUGACUGCAGCCAAUCGUCAGGCUGCAAAACUGCGGCAGGAACUGAGAGACCAGGAGAAGAAUUACCUGGAGAUGCAAAACGAGCUCAGAGGCUGUAAAACCUCGCUGGAUAAAACAGCAUCCACUGUUGAAUCGAUGAAGUGCCACAUCACCGAGCUCAAAGAUCAAAUCCAGAACAACAAUGUCAAACUGAAGCAAACCUCGGCCCAAAAUGGUGCCCUUGAGGAGAAGCUGAAAGCUGUGACUCAGAACGCGCUGAGUGAAAAGGAGAAAGCAGCCCAAAUGGAACAGUUCCUCACAGAUGAGGAGCAAGCCAUCAAGGAGCUGGAUUCCCAACUGCGUGACUGCAGGGAGGAGCUCUUCCGUUGCAAACAGCAUGUUGACAACCUCAAGAGAAUGGAGAAGGACUCUUUGGCACAAGAGUUGCGGAGCAAAUCCACCAUCACCGCUUUGGAACGAGAGCUCAGGAAACAGGAGAACCAUUUGCUAAGACAGCAGAUGAUCUUGAAUGAAAAGGACUUCCAGAUCAUUUUUUUGGAGAAAAAGCUUGCUCGACUACAAGGUGUUCACGACUCUGAUGAAAAGCAAGUGUUACAAAUAAAGAUCAGUGAACUUUCCAAAGCCCUCGAUGAGAUGAUGAAGACAUCCGGCAAGAUUGUCAACGGAAUCAAAGAGUCUGAAAGUGACGUUCGCUAUUUGAGGAAAGAAAACGACAAGUCAGCAGCGGAGAAGGAAGAGCUGUGCAGAAAAGUUGAAGAGUUGAAGCUAAUCAAUAAUAGUAUUGAGAAAGAGCUGAAGAGACUCGGCCUCAAUAAGCAGGAAAUACUCGUGGAGCAGAACAUCUUCAAGCUGGAGGUGACACGAAAGAGGGAUCUCCUGUUCAGCAAAGCCAACAGCGUGGUGUCCUUGGAAAAAAGACAACUGAACAUGAAGAAAGCCAUCCAGGAGAGGCAAGAGGAGAUCAGAGUCUACAAUCAAAUGCUCAGCCAGGAGCUGAAGAUCACAGAGCAGGAGAGACAGAAAAUCAGUGCCGAACUGAAUGGAAAAUAUUCCAAGAUUGACGUCAUGAAGAAACAUUUUGAAGUGGUGACUUUUUCAAUGGCAACCCUUGGAGAGCAUGAGGAAGAUGCGGUGACGUGUCAAGCUCACUACAUCGCUAAGGCGGCGCUACAGAGAGCAGAACUCAUGGAGCAAGUCGAAUGUCUAACUGUCAAAAUUCGCAAGGCUGAACAUGAAAAUAAAGCUCUGGAAAAGACAACACUGUUGUUCAAUAUCAGCAAUUCGGCAUUCCACACCUCAGUCAACAAAGCGAAAGAAUCCAGUCCUGAAUUCCAGGAAAAAAUCAAGAUGGAAGAGCAGUUAAGUUUGGCUGAAGAAUCGCUGAAAUAUAAAAGAAGACAAGUCAGACAGCUUCAACAAGAACAACAGGAACUGAACGACACCUUGGAGAGUCUCCUACAGGCCAAACAGGUGGAGAACCAAAAGAUCGAACACGUGCAGUCCCUCAUUAGCAAACUGAAUCGGGAGGUUGCUUCCCAGCAGGAAAAAAUCCACAGAGCCACAAAACAGUGCUCCAAACUAACCCAAAAGAUUCGCUCCUCAAGAAACACCAAGUCAGAGACUUUUGAGGAGAAGGACAUCAAGCUGAGACAGUUAAAGGACUUAAACAAGAGUAUCAAUAAGAUGCUCAAUGAUACCACAAAGGACAAACCUGACCUCAGAUACGUAUUGGAAAAGUAUUUUCUGCAGACCAACUUGUCCUUUCCGUCUCCUCCGUCCACUCCAAGCAGCCACCAAAGCUUCAAGAUCAACUCAGCUCGUAGCUCCGCCUCUUCCAGGUCCGACACACACGCACGCAAACAUUGCGCCAAUCAUAUAUUGUUCUCCAACCUGCAGGUCUUCAGCAUCCUCACUCAGCAGACACAGCACCUCUGCACCCCAGUCUCUUUUAUUGAAGACCGUGUCCCUAAGUCUGGAUCUAACUGGGCCCUCCCCGCCUGUUUCAUCUAGCAGGAGCUCCAGCUCAGCCAGCAGCAAAUUGAAGAGUCCAUAGUUGAAGACACUUUCAAACAAGUUCUACCAAUUGAGAUGAUAGGGCUCUAGUUUCUUAGGGCUCUGUGGCGCCCCCUUCCCCAAAAUCCUGAUAUUUUAACAGGGGUGUGUAGAAUUUUUAUAUCCACUAUAAAUCGUAAUAGAAAGAACACAGUCUAGGUUUAUCAAGAAAGAAACUACUACAACUCCCAGCUUAAAAAAAGAAUGAUCAGUUUGAUCAAUAAAUAAUCUGGAAAAUGUUAUGGCCUUGAACUUCUGAGUUGAUUAUCAACAGUUUUCUUACAUGAAAAGUGGCAGGAAUGUGCAUCGAAAGCCGUGGACGUCAACUAAUACAACAGCGACACUAAAAUGGUGAAGUGAAACGAUUCAAACCUGCAUUUGUCACACGGUUGUUUCUCACACAAGUAACCCACUGGGAACAAAUCCAUUUAUAUGGUAAGGCUAAGCUAGCGGGGCUCCCAAAAUGCGACAUUAAAUAUUAAGAGUCCCUGAAUACUUUUUGUAUUAAUGUAGCUGUUUAUUUUAAAUGUCAUAUUCAUUUUUAUCUUAAAUAAAAUAAUAUCAUAUAAAAUAAUAAUUCAUUGAUUCAUUGUAAAUAGAACGAAACAUUUUUUUAUUAUUGGGUAAUUAAAUUCAAAGACGGAAAUAUAAAUCAUAGAAUAAAUCAAUUGUUUUUUUUCCUAAAAAUUCUCACUUGAAAUGUAUUCAUUGAAGACAUUGUGGAGAAUUUUAACCAAUUUAAACUCAUGUGAUCGUCUUUAUUGUUAGAACAAAUGUCCUAUUAGAUUCCAUCUGGAAGACUUCAUAGAGCUGAAACACAAAUCAUUGUAUAGCAUGUUAUAAGUACAUUUAUUUCUCAUGCCAGUGCACAAUUGACUUAACUGCGACAUUCCGCUUCAAGUUACCUUGUCCAAAACGGGUUGGACCACUCUCUCAUUUAAGACAAUUUGGGACAGAACCCUCAUCUCGAAAACGGCCACAGCUGCAGGCAGACGCACAGAAAACCUUCAGACAACCUUCUAACAAACAUUUGAGAAACAUUUGCCUUGUAAUCACUAAAAAUGCUUUACUCACUUGUUUGUGCAGCACAUGAGGUCAUAGACACAACAAAAAGGAUCAACAGAAGCAUUAUGAAGAUGAAGAAGUGGU